AUGCAACGCGAUUUGCAGGAGGAAGUUGAAAGCCUUGAGUAUACCCUGACUCACUCAGCACCACAAGGAUCACGAAGAGAAAGAUAUUCACUUGAAGAAGAAGGCUGCAGACAUGGACGACUUGGUGAAACAUUUGAGGUGGAAUUCACAAAGCCACAGAGCAGACUGCCUCGGCCAUCCUCGGCCCAUCGGUCUAGGGCUCAUGCCCUCAGGAUUGACUUGGAGCAGGUUGCAAGGGGAAUUGCAGCGAUGUCAGCUCCAGAUGCUUCUCAAAACAGGCCUGCAAGGAAACAUCGGCCCACCGCAGCAGAGCUCUCAGGGCAGAAUCCAUGCUUCGACUUUAUCUGCAUCCUAACGAGGACAUGCCAAGCGGCAUUCGAGCAUUGCGAGAGCAUUGUGCUCAGCUAA
Cladocopium goreaui is the source of this 408-nucleotide messenger RNA. Lineage: Eukaryota; Dinophyceae; Suessiales; Symbiodiniaceae. The record is from the annotation of a GenBank genome assembly.